CGAACCGGCCGGCUGUUGGUCGAGAAUUUACGGCUAUCGCGGCCUUGCGUCAAAUCAGAUUCUGCACAGCCCCAACGAGGCCUGAAGGCCGUGUCCGUCUGUCAGCGACCGGAUGUCUGCCCCUUCCGUCCGGUCCGCGUGCUGUCUAGGCGUGGCUCGUCGCGACGGCCUGCCGAGGCGGACGGCGAGAGAGAGACAGAGACAGAGACGCGUACACGCGGCGCCGCAAGAGGCAGCACCAAACUGUGCCCUCGCCAGAUGACCAUGCCCGCCCGUGGACUACUGGGCCUGCGAGCGUCAGCGGCAUGCUGGCCCGGCGCAAAAGGCGAUCACGCAGAGCAGCACCUCUUGAGCCAGGCUGCCUGUGACUUGGUUCACUGA
This is a messenger RNA of Protopolystoma xenopodis, 381 nucleotides long. The record is from the annotation of a GenBank genome assembly. NCBI's taxonomy places the organism in Eukaryota, Metazoa, Platyhelminthes, Monogenea, Polystomatidea, Polystomatidae.